GUCCCCUGGCUAAUUGACCGGCGGCCCUCCGCAUCCUUAUCCUUCGUUUGUUUCGCUGCUUAGUGCCAACUUCUCCUCGCCGUCGACCGUCGGCCGUCAGCUUGUGGCCUCGGAACGGAGUCGCCGGCCAACCUCACCCGUCAAAGGCAGGAAAUUUUGCCUCGCAACGUCGCUUCCCCUUACUCGUCCAAGAAGGUGUAGAUGGAGUCGCAAUUCGCCACACUUCUGGGAAGGCAAUCCCUUGCUCCACCGCAGAUUUCAGCGAAAAUCAUGCAGACCUCCCCAACAAUGAGAACUAUGUUUCGUUUUCAUUAUUUCAUGCUCAAGCCGAUGUCUCUGAAUAAAAAGAUAUGUUCUUGUAGACUGGGAAGUGAUUUGGCAGACCAGAAUGGUGUGGACGUGGAUGAUCAAAAUGAGGUUAAUUCACAGUGGCAAUUGGAGUUCCUAGGAGAGAUUCCUUCAUCUAAGACUCAAAUACCUCCGAAGAAGGCCCGGGAAAGAUCAAGACUGCUGAAUGAUGCAGAGAGCAUGGAUUGGUGUGUCGAGGCAAGGAAGAUCGCAUUGAGAGCAAUUGAGGUCAGGGGCUUGACUAGUUCAAUGGAGAAAAUGGUGGUUCCGAAGAAAAGAAAUAGGAAGAAAAAGGCCAAAUCUAGCAAAAAAGAGAAGAAGAUUAAUGUUGAAGAUGUCUUCUUGGAUGAUUUAGAGGAUGAUGAUGACCAUGUCUCUACUGUAAUCUCUGAGGAAAUUGAUUUAGAUGAAUUGAAUUUGAAAAGUGGCAUCAGUGGUCUUAGAGAGAAAAUCAAUACAGUUGCAGAUGGGAUGUUCGAGAAAAAGCGGAUGAAUUCGAGGGAGGAAUUCAUUGAGAAGUUAUCACAGUUUACAGGAGCCUCAGAUAGAAAGAAAGAGAUCGCUUUGAACAAAGCCAUCGUGGAGGCACAGACUGCUGAUGAGGUCUUGGAAAUAGCUUCCGAGGCUGUCUCAGCAGUGGCAAAAGGCUUGAAACCUUCACCACUUACUCCACGAAAUAUUGCUACAGCUCUCCACCGCAUUGCUAAGAACAUGGAAAAGGUUUCCAUGAGUAGAACUCAUAGGUUGUCAAUUGCCCGCCAAAGAGAGAUGUCAAUGCUCAUAGGUAUUGCAAUGAUCAUGCUACCGGAGUGCUCGGUGCAGGGGAUAUCGAACAUAGCUUGGGCCUUGUCAAAGGUUGGUGGUGGCCUUCUCUAUUUGUCAGAAAUGGAUAGAAUUGCUGAGGUGGCUCUUGUGAAGAUUGGAGACUUCAAUUCGCAGAAUGUUGCUAAUUCUGCUGGUGCAUUUGCUUUGAUGCAACAUUCUGCACCAGACCUCUUUUUUGCCCUAUCUAAAAGGGCAUCUGAAAUAGUUCAUACUUUUAGGGAGCAGGAAAUUGCUCAGUUCUUGUGGGCAUUUGCUUCUUUAAAUGAGUGUGCUGAUCUUUUUCUUGACUCACUAGAUCAGGCCUUCACAGAUGCAGGCAGUUGGAAAUAUUUUGUGGAAGUCGAAAAUUCACCUCAGUCAGAAAUUUUAAAUGCCAAGACUGAGGCAAGUGACCAUGCUGAAAGUGUUGUAAGCAACCAUCUGGAUUCUUCUACAUUGAGAUUUGACAGAAGUCAGCUUGGUAAUAUAGCUUGGUCUUAUGCUGUACUUAACCGAAUGGAUCGCCCAUUCUUUUCCUGCAUCUGGACUUCUUUAAGCAAGUUUGAAGAGGGAAGGAUCUCAGAACAAUACAGGGAAGAUAUCAUGUUUGCUACACAGGUUCAUCUGGCCAACCAGUGUCUGAAACUUCAAUAUUCGAAUCUUGGUCUAUCACUAUCAAGUCAUCUAGAGGAGAAAAUAUCGAGAGCAGGGAAGACUAAGCGAUUCAAUCAGAAAAUUACUUCCUCAUUCCAAACUGAGGUUGCGAGGCUUCUUGUAAGUACAGGUCUCGACUGGGUGAAAGAGUAUGUGGUGGAUGGAUACACACUAGAUGCAGUACUUGUCGACAGAAGGCUUGCAUUUGAGAUUGAUGGACCAACACAUUUUUCCAGAAACUUAGGUACUCCGUUAGGCCACACUACACUGAAGCGUCGAUAUAUUGCUGCUGCUGGUUGGAAGCUUGUUUCUCUUUCUUUCCAUGAGUGGGAGGAACUUCAAGGAUCUUUCGAGCAGCUAGAAUACCUCAGGAAGAUUCUGGGCAUCGAUACGAAUGAUGAUGGUCUUCAGAGUGCCAACUUAGUUUUGACGUGAAAGAGAACCAGCUGUGUAGAUAAUACAGAGAUGUCCACUGAAGGCAAAAACAUUGAGAGCAGGACUUGUAACAUGUGGCUAACCAUUUAUAUUUUCCAUCUGGUUGAAGAAUCAACCAUUAGAAGGGCAAAAUGGAAUUGAAUGUCUCCUUGAUGAUAUAUAAUUUUUCUAUGGACCGACCAUCUAGUCGGAUAAAGGCUUGGUUAUUGUAUGUUUGGAGAGAUUGAAAUUGAAAUAUUUUUUUUGUCAAAAUGGUGAAAUAUUUUCUUUGCUCA
Messenger RNA from Zingiber officinale, 2516 nucleotides. RefSeq names its product RAP domain-containing protein, chloroplastic-like. Gene Ontology annotation, molecular function: RNA binding. Gene Ontology annotation, biological process: chloroplast rRNA processing; regulation of mitochondrial mRNA stability; mitochondrial RNA processing. The coding region runs from base 202 to 2241 and encodes 679 amino acids. The transcript has 4 exons. NCBI's taxonomy places the organism in Eukaryota, Viridiplantae, Streptophyta, Magnoliopsida, Zingiberales, Zingiberaceae. The record is from RefSeq and is a predicted model, not a curated record. Gene Ontology annotation, cellular component: mitochondrial matrix; ribonucleoprotein granule; chloroplast.